This is a messenger RNA of Caenorhabditis sp. 36 PRJEB53466, 2636 nucleotides long. Lineage: Eukaryota; Metazoa; Nematoda; Chromadorea; Rhabditida; Rhabditidae. The record is from the annotation of a GenBank genome assembly.
AUGCACCCUCAACAAAGCCAAUUCAUGCGUCGUGGGGUGAUUCCGCCGCGCAACUUCUAUCCGGUGCACGCCUACGUACCCCAACAACAAGUGCCACAACAAUUUCCACCGCCCACAAGGUAAUUACACCAGAAUUUUUUUGAAAAAACCGAAAAGUUAAUCCAAUAAAAAACAUCUCACAGUAGCACUCCGAUUCCGGCGAAAACGGGAGAAUCUCGGGCUCAGAAGCAAGUGGGCGCCAAUUAUUUUCCGUCGAUCGUCAACGAAGCUUACCAUAAUGUGCUCGAGCAGGUCGUCACUGCAAUGUGCUACAAAAGCGGAUUCGAUGACAUCGAGGAGGGCGCCCUCGAGACUCUCAUGCUUCUUUUUCAUACAUGUAAGUUUUUCUUGCUAGAAAAUGCUCGGAUCGAUCUGAAACUUGGUCCCAAUAUACUUCAAACCAAGCCUAAAAAUCCUGCAAAGUUUGGACCCGGUCGGAUCUUUGCAAGUGGGCCAGAAGUUCAAAUCUUCAAAUAGCCUGUGCCGAAAUUUGUCCAGCACUGCAUUUUUCCCAAUUUCCAGACAUAAAACGCAUCGGAGAGCAGUCGCGACUGGCUUGCGAAGUUGCCGGACGGACCCUGGUCAGUCCCGGCGACGUCUGGUUCGCACUCGUGAAUAUGGGCAUCAAAGUGAACAGCCUGCACGGAUUUCUGCUCGAACAGGCCGCCAGCGCACUCACUGUGCAUGCUCGUAAGUUUCUCUCGAUUAUCGUCAAUGUUCAGCUCAGAAAAGUGUUUUGCAGCCGAAACGUACCGCCCGGAAACGAAACCGUCGUCUUUCCGUAUCGGAACGCCCCGCCCACAUCCUUCUUACGUUUUCGACUGGCUUCCACCCUUUCCGGACCCGCACACGUACAUUAAAACCGAGGUAAGUGCUGGAAAAUGCCGCAAAAUCCUAGGAAUUGUAAACCUUUAAAAAAUCGAUUUAAGAUUGUGGAAGAGCCGGAUUUCAGCUACGAAAAAGUGCGCGAGGCGAUGGCGCAAAAAAAGAGGAACGGAGUGAAUUCGCUCGUGAAUUACAUGAUUCGCACGUGGCCGUCACUGUGUCUUUUCGCGAAAUUCGAGCAAAUUAUUCACGAACAAGUGCAGAAGACGGUAGCCUUGUUCGCAAAAAUUGACCGUAAAAAGUAGUUGUUUUGCAGUUCGAAGAGGAAAGCAACGAAAAACGGAUGCAAGAGGCGUUCGUCGCUUUCCGAGACCUUUUCAACACCAACGAGAUUGAGGAGGUGAAAAAUGUGGGGAAAAUGUUGCGCGAGAAGGAUCUCAUCGAUGAUUUUGUGAGUUUUCAGGCAAAAAUGCGGAAAACGUUUUUUUCUUUUCCACUUUUUUCAUAUUGUAAUUUUGUAUGCAAUUCCAGGAGCUGAAAAACGGCGCCGAACUGGUGUGCAUGUGCUCGGACGGAGCCCUCAUCGAUCAAUUCGGCCAGCGGAUCCAUUUGACGGAUGCGACGGAGGUGGAUUUGAAGGAAAGCGAUAAAGUGUCGGAAAGUACGGACAGACGAGUCAAUUGUGGUGACGGAGCCGAAUCGCUCAAAUGUAAGUCAAUUUUUCUGACUGUUUUUGAAGGACCAGGGAAUUGUGCGAGUCUAUGUGUCUGUCUGAAUGAACUGCCUGACAAGUGAGUCGCAACUCUCAAGAUGGCCUAUGAACGGAACAGCGCGCAGUUAAAGUAGUGGCCGUGGCCUAGAAAACUCCUAGGCCAUGUGACCCUUUUUGGCACAUUCUUCAAACGUUGCCAAACAAUCACACACACAUAAGUAUAGUGCAAGAGCACCAGACUGGAAGAGCUUUCACACCUGAGUUCUCUAGGCCACGGCCACAGCUUUAACUACGCGCUGUUCUGUUUAUAGGCUGUUCUGAGAGUUGGGACUCGGACAGUGAACAGACACGAAACAAUUUCAACAAAUUGUGAAAGCAUUGCUAUUUUUAAAAAUCACUUUUCUCUUAGCUUCAGACCACUGGAACAUGGAUGAACUGCUCGACGAGCUCAUCGAACUCGACUCGUGCACAAUGGAUUUGGGCGACGAAAAAGCGGACGAGCUGAAAUUUAUGCAGGAAAAAACGACGUUCGAGUACCUGCCCGAGUGGUGUCAUGGUAAGAGCAUUUUCUGAACUUUUUCUAAAAUCGUGCUUUUUGCUAAACGAAUAGAAGUUUUGGGCGUCGUCCGAGAGAAAGUUAGGCCACGUCCGAGGGAAAGUUAGGCCACGUCCGGGGGAAAGUUCCUUGAGAGAUUACUCGAGGCAUUGCAGUGAUAUGUUUUGUUUGCAGUGAUAAUUCCGUCGUUCGAGCACCGCGGCUACCUGCACGCGGCCGCAAAUGAGCUGAAAGCGGAAGAAGAGUCGAAAAAAGAGAAGGAGAAGGAGGAGAAGGAGGGCGGUGUCGUGGAGGAAGAGAAAAAGGCCAAGGACGACGAGACUGUACGUUUCUGCAUUUUUUGUAAUGAGAUUUUUCAACAUGUUACCGAAUUUGCAGGCGCACACGAACCUCUACCUCUAUUCGCCGUUUCGAGAAGAUUCGGUAGAAGAAGAAGCUGAAAAAGCGGCGGAGCCAGGAAAUACAGUAACCCAGGAGACGAAGGACGAACCGAUGGACCAUUGA